CCUUGUCAUGCUCGUAUUGGAAACAUGGCAGUCUGCUUGCGCCGGUUACACCACGUUUCGUUCCACGUUUCCAACGGACAAAAGUUAGCCAAUGACCUUGUCUCCAAAUACAAAUUUAACGUGUUUGCCACCAGGCUGACUGACAAAUCCAAGCAGGUGGUCUACCGGAAAGGAGCGGCGGUGUUCGUUGUGAAUGAGAGACCCAGCCUGGGCGGUGAGGGAUCAAAUGAAUGGAUGCAGCUCGGAGGAAACCAUGAACCUGCACCUCACUGGAUCAACAAAAGGAGUCACCCAUCGUUUCUUUACGAUGUCCACCUGCAACACCCGGUGGAUUCUGUCAGCAACGUGUGUUUUGAAGUAGAGGAUGUGGAAAGGUCAUUCAAGGUGCUCCGCCAUCUGGGCUGCGACUUUCUAGUGCCUCCCACAACCGUUGAGGACGAGAACGGUGUCGUAACUUACUCCGUGAUUAAAUCUAUCGUGGGGAACGUUUGCCAUACUUUAAUUGACAAGACAAAGUAUGGAGGGACGUUUUUACCAGGCUUUAAUGUCACUGAAAAGGACUGGGGUUCGGAAAAGGAGGACUUGUCUUGUCCAGUUACCCAUUUUGAUCACAUAACUUAUGCCUGUCCCAGGAAGUCCACCCAUCAGGUCAUGGGCUGGUAUGAGAAGCUGUUUGGCUUUCACAGGUUUUUCAUUGAUAGUCAAGAAGAUGUGGACGAAGGUUUUGUCGUGAACCAGGAAGGAGUCGGACUUCGGCUCACUGCCAUGCAGUACUGGAAGUGCAGCAAAGCUGGCAUCACGCUUCCCUUUACGGAUAAGAAAGAACCGGACUGCAAGUUGGUCAUCGCAGAGUCCCUUCCUCAUCAAGGUCCCAACCAGGUGGAUACCUUCCUAGAGCAGCACACGGCGGCCGGCAUCCAGCACAUCGCACUCUACACCAAAGACAUCGUCUCUGCUACAAACGCCAUGGCUGAAGCUGGAGUUCAGUUUUUCUCCCCACCUCCUGCCUACUACACAGAGGUUGGGAAGCAGAGGGAAAUAGAGGAAGUGGGACACAAUCCACGGAUACUUUCAAAGCAUGGCAUUCUCCUGGACACAGACCUGCAGCACGAUCCAUCGUCUCAGAAAGAAUGCAGCGGAAACAAAAGAUAUCUCCUCCAGGUGUUUACAAAGCCCCUCUUCGCUGAGGACACUUUCUUCCUGGAGCUGAUCGAGCGCAGAGGGGCGACGGGUUUCGGCGAGGGGAACAUCCGUGCGCUGUGGAGGUCUGUGCAGGCGUACAUGGAGAACGAGAGGACAGAUUCUCAGGGAGAGACUGUGCAAUCCGCUCAGUAAAGAGCACUCCGAGUUUUUUUUUUUUUUUUUCUUGGAGCCUAAAUUAUUGAAUGUGUGUUUUAUGCACAACUUAAAUGCACUUAUACAGGAAGCUAUCUGUAAAGCAGCUAAAAGAAAUGUCACCAUUUCUGAAGUUCUUCCUUUGUUUUUGUUUGUUUUUUCUUGAACACAAUCAGACUAAUUAGGGAGAAUAAAAACAUCCCUAUGUGUUAUACUUGAAGUUCUAUAAGACUUUAAUAUAAUCAAAACACACUGAAAGAACUGAAAGCAGCUGUACGUCUGUUGGUCUUACAUUGUCUGUAAAUAAUGUUCUCCAGAGUCCAACA
Molecule: messenger RNA, 1661 nt
Organism: Cyprinodon variegatus (sheepshead minnow)
Lineage: Eukaryota; Metazoa; Chordata; Actinopteri; Cyprinodontiformes; Cyprinodontidae
Gene: hpdl
Product: 4-hydroxyphenylpyruvate dioxygenase-like
Exons: 5
Coding region: 25-1335 (436 amino acids)
Biological process (GO): aromatic amino acid metabolic process
Molecular function (GO): 4-hydroxyphenylpyruvate dioxygenase activity
Source: RefSeq, a predicted model, not a curated record